This is a messenger RNA of Paramecium octaurelia, 987 nucleotides long. Lineage: Eukaryota; Ciliophora; Oligohymenophorea; Peniculida; Parameciidae. The record is from the annotation of a GenBank genome assembly.
AUGUAAUCUCUUUGCUUUUUGGCAAUUCCUCAAUUUCAUGUAUUGACAAGCUUAUUUUGCUUUGUUUAUUCUAUACUCAGUGUAGAAAAGUAAGAAUUUCAUUAAAAUAAGUUAAUCUGAAGAAUUGGCCUCCUAAUUUCUAUCAGGCUUACAACUUUUGGUCUGUGUGAUAGUCUUAGGGUUAGUGUUUGUCAGACCUAAGCAUAAAGUGAAAAAACUUUACAUAUUAUGCUUUGUCUGUUUGUUCGUUGCGAUAUCACUUUAUUUAAUGGUAGAGAAUUUUAGAAGAGAAAACUGUUUGGUGUUAUUUAUUUUCGAAUUUCUCUCCAUAGGGAUGAUAUUUUCAUUGGUUGUCCUCCCAAAUAAGUUAAUUGGAAUAGCCCUUCAGGUUUAGGUCUACCUGAUUGCAAUUUGUUUGGAUCUGAUGUCAUUUUAUGUUUAGUAAUAAUUUUCGUAAGAUUUAGUUAUUAUAUGGAUCAGUUCAACUUAAACAGAUCAAUCUCGAUCUUAGGUUCAAGUGUAAUUGAGAUGAUUACAUUGAUAUUGUGUAUAGUGUGUCAACUGAACCCAUAGAAAAGAUUGGCUGAUGAAGUGCAUCUCAUUAUAGGAUUUUAUAUCUUUUGUGAACUCUUUGUUAGUUGUACUUUCGUAGCCGAAUGUGUUAAUGUAAAUAUACAUUUUCUAUUGUAUUAGUAAGGAGUGAACAUAUUCCUAUUGGGAUUAACAAUUUUGAAAAUGUCUAACAUAUUAUUGGAUUUCAUACUUUAUUCCUUUGUGAAAUUGAAUUACCCAGAGAAUUAGAUAAAGCCAGGAAGAGUUGAUAUAGAAAAUCCACCUUAGAAAUCAGAAUUAAGAAGUGUGGCAACAAGAGAGACGCUUAGUGAGGAUUAGAACAGCUUAAAGUAAAAUACACAGGAACCCAUUCGCAUAGAAAGGAAGGCUUGUCCAUCAAUUUAAUGGAUUUAGGAUUUAUUAAAAAUUUAUUGA